AACUAACUAAACAUGACGAGACGAAAUUGGAAGCAUUAAUUAAAAUGGCAAACUGCUAUCAAAAUUACAACGAUUUACUUUUUCAAAAUGAAGACCUUGCUAGUAAAGUCGCAUUAGGACUUUACAAUAAGAAAAAAUAUAAAGAA
This is a messenger RNA of Racocetra persica, 146 nucleotides long. The record is from the annotation of a GenBank genome assembly. Lineage: Eukaryota; Fungi; Glomeromycota; Glomeromycetes; Diversisporales; Gigasporaceae.